UGACAUGUGAAGUGUGUGUGUGGAGUUUUGGCUCGUAUGCUGGAGCGUGCACGAGUCAGCGAAGGGGGUAAGAGUAAAGUCCAGCUCAUAAACAGAAGAGUAAAGAGGAGGAGAGAGAGCGCACAUACACGCGCUUUAAGAGCCUCCAAAGAGUUCGUACACUUUCCUGUCCAGACUUUAAAGUCCUGAACCGAUUUGCAGUGGAUGUACAGGCAUGUCGCCGGCUCACGAGAGCGGAGGAAGGUGGAGGCUGAGGCGCACAGAACACAGACUGGCACCGUGGAGACGCGCGCAACACCAACUGGCACCGUGGCGACGCGCGCAACACCGCCGCAGCCUUCUGCACUUCAUCAUGAUUGUAUUGAGCAGCUCCAUGACGCGCACUGCUGCCGGAGCUGAAGCUCCCUCCGAGCCAAACGUGGUGACUGCCUCCAGCUGGAAUGUUUCCAGUGAAGCACAGAAAGACCACUUCCUCAGGCUUGAUGCUCCCAUGAACAACAUCACCACGUCUCUGGGACAGACUGCUGAGAUGCACUGCCAUGUGUCGGGAAACCCACCACCCACAGUGCGCUGGCUGAAGAACGACGCUCCGGUGACUCCAGAGGCACGUCGCAUUUCCUACAAACAGACUCCGUACGGCUCACGGCUGCGUAUCCGCAACCUGGACACCACGGACACCGGGUACUUCCAGUGUGUGGCCACCAACAGCUACGGCACCAUCUCUACUACGGGAAUACUUUUCGUGAAAUUCGAUCCGUUGCCAACCCCCCAGUCUGGAAAACCUUCACCAGAGGACUUUGAUGAGGAAGGUUUCUGCCAGCCGUACAGAGGAAUCGCCUGUGCUCGCUUCAUCGGGAACCGGAGCAUCUUUGUGGACUCGCUGCAAAUGCAGGGCGAGAUCGAAACUCAAAUAACCGCUGCCUUCACCAUGAUUGGCACAUCCAACCACCUAUCAGAUCGUUGCUCUCAGUUUGCCAUCCCAUCGCUCUGCCACUUUGCCUUCCCCACAUGUGACCGGAGCUCUGGCAUUGAUAAACCAAGAGACCUGUGCAAAGAUGAGUGUGAGAUCUUGGAGAACGACCUGUGUAAGACAGAGUACAUCAUCGCCCGCUCCAACCCCAUCAUCCUUAAACGACUCAAACUGCCCAACUGUGAGGACCUUGCCGUUUCAGACAGCCCCGAAGCUGCCAACUGCAUGAGGAUUGGCAUCCCUAUGGGCGAGUCCAUCAACAAACAUCACAAGUGCUUCAACAGCAGCGGGUCGGAUUAUCGGGGCACAGCAAGCGUGACGAGGUCAGGCCGUCAGUGCCAGCCGUGGAACUCGCAGUAUCCACACAGCCACACUUACCUCCCUGUGCGCUAUCCAGAGCUAAAUGGCGGCCACUCAUACUGUCGUAACCCAGGAAACAAGCAGGAGGCACCCUGGUGCUUCACUCUGGACGAGAGCGUUCUCAUGGAGAUGUGUGACAUCCCUGCAUGUGACCCGGAGAAGCGCGGUGGCAGCAGUAUAGAGAUUCUCUACAUCCUGGUCCCCAGUGUUGCUAUCCCUUUAGCCAUCGCCUUGCUUUUCUUUUUCAUCUGUGUGUGCCGGAAUAACCAGAAAGCCUCGCGUCCACCCAUCCAGCGCCAGCCCAAACCUGUACGUGGCCAGAACGUUGAGAUGUCCAUGCUGCCUGCAUAUAAGCCCAAGACUAAAGCCAAAGAGCUACCUCUAUCAGCUGUACGUUUUAUGGAGGAGCUGGGUGAGUGCACGUUUGGUAAAAUCUAUAAAGGUCACCUGUACCUGCCAGGUAUGGAGCAUGCUCAGCUUGUGGCUAUUAAGACUCUGAAGGACUACUCCAGCCCACAGCAAUGGAAUGAAUUCCAGCAAGAGGCUUCUGUCUUAGCUGAGCUCCACCACCCCAGCAUUGUGUGUCUCCUGGGUGUGGUGACACAGGAGCAGCCUGUGUGCAUGCUCUUUGAGUUCCUGCCACUCGGAGAUCUCCACGAGUUCCUGGUCAUGCGCUCGCCACACUCUGAUGUCGGCUGCAGUAGUGAUGAGGACGGCACAGUUAAGUCCAGCCUGGACCAUGGAGACUUCCUGCAUGUUGCAAUGCAGGUAGCAGCUGGCAUGGAGUACCUGGCAAGCCACUUUUUUGUUCACAAGGACCUGGCAGCAAGGAACAUACUUGUAGGAGAACAACUUCAUGUUAAAAUUUCAGACCUGGGACUGUCAAGGGAUAUCUACGCUUCCGAUUACUAUCGGGUGCAGCCCAAAAUGAUGCUUCCCAUCCGCUGGAUGCCUCCAGAAGCCAUCGCGUACGGAAAGUUCACCACAGAUUCCGACAUCUGGGCUUUUGGAGUCGUUCUAUGGGAGAUCUUUAGCUUCGGCCUUCAACCCUACUACGGAUUCAGCAACCAGGAAGUGAUAGAGAUGGUGCGCAAGAGGCAACUCCUGCCUUGCCCGGAUGACUGCCCACCACGUGUCUACACGCUAAUGAACGAGUGCUGGCAGGAGGGACCUGCACGGAGACCCAGGUUUAAGGACAUCCAUGCUAGACUGCGUGCUUGGGAGGGCUUGUCAUCACAUGCUAGCUCCAGCACACCAUCUGGAGGAAAUGCCACUACUCAGACCACCUCACUCAGUGCCAGCCCUGUCAGCAACCUCAGCAGCCCACGCUAUGCAGGAUACAUCUACGGAGCUCCUCAGGGGAUACCAGCAGGUCAGAUUGCAGGUUUUGUGGCAGCACCAAUUCAACAGAAUCAACGUUUCAUCUCUGUGAAUGGAUACGCCAUCCCGCCAGGCUACACUGCUUUUCCAGCUGCUCACUUUGCUUCAACGCAGGCACCCACACGAGUGCUCCAGCACGGUCCUCCCCCUAAGAGUCGCUCCCCCAGCAGUGCCAGUGGCUCCACCAGUACGGGCCAUGUUACUAGUGUGCCCUCCACAGGCUCGAACCAGGAUGCAAACACACCACUGCUUUCAAACUGUAUCACUCUUGCUCCUGUGGCCAUGCAGGGUGGCGCAGUGUCCAUGUUUGGACACAUGGCACAAAAAGGGCUAACGAUGGACCCGGCUCAGGCGUCUCUGUUAGCCGAUUCCAACAGACUCAUGUACAGCGACUCAGUCAUCACCGCUGACUUGUGAAUAAUUUUUUUCCUUUUUUUGUAAAUGAUAAGAAUUAUUGAUGUUUUAAUGUUUUUCCUUUCACUCUGUAAAUACCAACUAGCCGGAAUGAAAUGUAAAAGAUUUAUUUUCUAUGUUUUUAUAUGAAAAAUGCUAGAAAAGGUUAAAGGAAAUGACAUCUGAACAAGAAUUUGGGACCCUUUGAUUUCCUUAUGUUCUUUUUUAGCUGCAUUGAGGAUUCCUUGCUAUAAAGUAAUCCUCAUACUGACCACAGCUCUGAAAUACAACGGACAUGAAAUCAUGUCUUUUUCACUAACGCCUGCCUCAAAGCCAUUUUGAAUGGACUGUGUCUUGAGCUCACAUCAGCAUUUCACAUUCUCUUUUCUCAAUCAAACUCAUCAGUCUCACAAUUUUGGUGUAGCUUUGGUAAUUGUAGCUAACUGUGAUCAGGUGUACUGAUUAUUGAAGUUUGUUCUACCAGAUUUCAUUUCAAAUUACUUUGGCGAUCAGUUGUUGUCUUGUUUUUAUUUCAGUCUUACGUUGCCUUUACAGGUAGCUUAACAAAUUCUAGUAAAUUCAGUCAAUGACAUUAUACAUGUGCGUUGCAUAGGCUAAAAACUUUCAGAUUUCUGGUGAGUGCAAACAUCUGUGUAGCCUAAGGCCAAAAUGAAGACAAAGAUAUUAUAUUUAUCGUAUCUCCUCUUUUCUGAUUCUUCCAGCUUGACCAAUCUAUGGCCGACUAAGACAGAUAUCUGUAACUGUGUCAAGCUUCUGCUACUAUUCCUAAACAACAGUGACUGCAAACAUUUGCUUUCAACUACUUUUAUGCCAUGUUUGAUGAGAAAAAUCAGAUCAAUUUUAUUGCAAAAGGUGUUUUACAUUAGCUUAAUGAUCAACUUUGAGAUUUCACGGUUCUUUGUAAAUAUUUCAGUAAUCAGAAUUAAUUAAUUUAUCAUAGAAUUAAUUAUAGUGUUGUUGGCUCAUUAUAAUUCCAAUUUUUGGCAGACCCUGUUAUCCAAAGUGCCUUAGAGUUGAACAAAUGAAGGUUAGGGGCUUGGAUCAGUGGCAGUUUACAAGUACUAACCAAAAUCACAAAAUUCCAGAUCCAUAACCUUUAAUUCACCACUGCUCCAGAGCAGUAUACUUAAACUGAGCUGGACUGUUAAUUCUUUAAAGUGACCUGCCAUGGUUUCAACUUUUCUGUGUUCUGGCUUGCCCACUAGGCUCUGGUCAUUGGUCAUAUGAGCCAUCUACUGAACUGAAUAGCCAUGUCCUCUGUCUAUGUAUAUAAUUGGCUGGCUAAUUAUCUCUAUCUGCCUGUGUAACCAUUGGCCACUAUACUCUAAGUCUACCUAAAGAGGUCCAUUGGUGCUUUGCAUUUCUAGCUUAAUCUGUCAUUCUAUGCAAACUCAGAUAAAACUAGGUUUUUUGCCUUUGCAUUGUGCAUUAUAGAGAAAGUCUAGAAAAGAUAUUUUCUGUUUUAUUAAAGAAUGACAUUUUAUAUGGUUGUAGUUACAUUUCAUAUUAUGAACCCCUUUGUAAAAACAAUCUAGAGCCUUGUUAUAAAUUAUAGCAACUAUAAAUCCUUGUUCUCUCACCAACUUCUCUAUCUUUCCCUUUCUUGAAGAUACAGUAAAAGCAAAUUGUAUCUUUAACCAGAAACCACAAAAUGCCCUGUCAUGAAGACUUUCCUUUGAUGGAAACCUUAUACCUCGAACAGAACAGCUUUAGUUCUGAUUGUAACAAAGCUUUGACACUUGAGACUCCUUCCAAAAUACUAAUUCAUCAUCUCGGAUCAGAACAUUUUACCGUACCAACGAUGCCAUGUAAGUCCUUGCUAGACACCAUAAGGAUUAUUAGAACGAGUGCAUUAAUAUAUGUAAUAUUUCUGCAGUAGAAACUAUAACUGUCAUUCUUCUGACCAAUCAGAUCUGAGAAUUCAACAGCCAACAUUGUCAGCCAAAAAGCAAAAUUCAACUACAUCAUAAUGUAUCUGUUUUAUGAAACAUGGUUAUAGAGUAUAUGUACAAGGUUCACAGAGACUAUGAGAUUCUUAUUGUAGAAAUGAAGUGAUUGUUUUUUCUCUCUUCUUUUUUUUCCUUCAUAUUAUUGAUAAAACUUGUAUCUGCCAGCUAGUAUUAUCACAUUCUUAUUUCCUUUGUGUGUCUACUCGUCUAGACUGGACUGGGAGCUUCACCGUUACAUCAAAGGGUUUCGCUGUACUUUCUAGUCACUAUCUAUUUCUUAUGUUUAUUUUAGUUAGUUGCUAUGCAACUAUCAAAAUUCAGAAGUGCACCAGGGUUCAGUCUGUCAUUCAGGGUACAGUGUAAAGGCUACGUCUUCUUGGGAACUGACUUUUUGCCUUUGUCAUAAUGUGUUAUAGCAUAUUAUGACUGAACAUCACCUUGCUAUGCAUGUAAUAACUGAUAUUUGAAUUAAUAGUUUAUUUUUGAAUCGAUGGAUUAUUUUUGUACACCGUUUGUAACAAUAAUAUUGCAAUAUUCUUGUACCUCUAACCCUAUUGAGAUUCUUAGUGAUCUUGAUUAUGGUAUGAGCUCAUGUUUGUAACAUAUGGACAAAUCGCAUAUCUGUUCUUUCUAAGUGUCUUCAAACAUUUGCCUCCAGGAAUAUCAGAGGUUUUAUACAGCUGUUUCAUUUUUAACCAUAAUCGUUUGUACGGCAAUUCAAAAACCACUUAUUCAUGAAGACUGUGAAUAUUUUUUUUUUGUGGCUUCAUUAAGGACACAGUAAAUACUUGCUAAACGUUUACAGUCUUUAUAUGUCAACUUGAGUGGCCUUGAUUCUAUUUUUUGUCAUUGUGAGAAAAGAAUUUUGCACAAAUAGUUUGUAUGGCAAAAUUACUAUUAAACGACUGUUUUUUGUCA
Messenger RNA from Tachysurus fulvidraco (yellow catfish), 5991 nucleotides. RefSeq names its product receptor tyrosine kinase-like orphan receptor 1 (gene ror1). Gene Ontology annotation, molecular function: ATP binding; protein binding; transmembrane receptor protein tyrosine kinase activity. The record is from RefSeq and is a predicted model, not a curated record. Gene Ontology annotation, cellular component: membrane; signaling receptor complex. The transcript has 9 exons. Lineage: Eukaryota; Metazoa; Chordata; Actinopteri; Siluriformes; Bagridae. Gene Ontology annotation, biological process: positive regulation of kinase activity; positive regulation of canonical NF-kappaB signal transduction; multicellular organism development. The coding region runs from base 215 to 3127 and encodes 970 amino acids.